UUGCAUUGCCCCGCAUCUUCCUGCCUCCUGAGCAUCUCUCGCUCUCUCCCUCCAGCCCUCCCCCUUCUGUUCCCGUAUUUCAUCCCUCUGCCCCUUCCUCUGUCUCCCCCUUCCUCUUCCAUCUCCCCCUCCGUCCGUCUGAUUGUCCCUGCUGACGCUGGCCUUGAUUCUGGAGGACCCUUCUUGUCUGCAGAAAUGUCGCGUCAAAGCUUUGGACUUCUAGGAAAAUCCUACGCCUAUGACACAACAGGAUCCUGGUUGCUGGGGAAGUGGCUGCACAUACCCCUGUACACAGUGCCUCUGUGUAGUGCUGUGGUGGAUGUUGCUAUCCAGGAUUAUGUGGCUGACGUGGCCGCCGAACUUAUCUACCAGAACAAGAGCCAGAUCUCCACAGAAGUCCUCUUCGUCUUCCCCCUGGGUCCCCACAUGGCCAUUUACUCUUUCCAGGCCUGCAGUGAGGAUGCCAAGGUCCAGGCCAUGCUGCAGGAUGAGGUCCAGCAGCUGCAUGAGGCUACAGGGGGCUGGGAGGAUCUGGAAUACCUUCUGGAUCAAUCUCAGUACGUGGGCGAGGUGUUUGCCUGUCCCCUGGGCACCCUGUCCCCUGGCAGGGAAGUGGUCGUGACCUUGCACUAUGUCCAAGAGCUGCCACGGGAGCCAGAUGGAGCAGCCCGUUUUGUGCUGCCACCCACACUGCAUCCCUACACAAACUUGUAUGUCUGGGGUUGUCGCACUAGCGAGCUGCACUACAGCCUACUGCUCACCGCUAGCCUGCAGUCACCCCGGGGAGUGGCCAAUGUCCAAGCCAACUUCGCCCUCACCCCUUUGAUCUACACUGCCCGGGACUGCAGCACUGCACAGGUCUCAUUGGCUGGCAGGCCCCCAAGUCAGCAUGAUUUGGAACUGCUGGUGUAUUACAGAGCCCCCACUGCAGUCAGUGCUGCAGUGGAGAAGGGAGACCCUGAGGCCCCUCCAGGCUCCCUCCUCGGUGACCCCAUGGUGUUGGUGAUGCUGGCACCCAGCAUUCCUGAGACAGUAAUUGGGCAGCGCCAGUAUGGAGAGUUCAUCUUCCUCCUGGACACCACUUUCCUUGAGCAUGCACAGGACUCCCUGCUCUUCCUUCUCAAAAGCCUGCCCCUGGGCUGUUACUUCAACAUCUACUGCUAUGAAGAAACCUCUGUGGGCAUCUACCCGCAUAGUGUCGAAUAUACUCAGGACAACCUAACCGAGGCCAUGAGGCGCAUCCCCUCCAUCGGCUCCAGUGUGGGUGACACAAACCUGCUGGAAACCCUCCGCUCAGUCUACAACACCACCUCCCACCCCUGCGGCCAUAUGCGCCAGCUCUUCAUCUUCAUGGCUGGACUACCCCCUGAUAAGGAAGCCAUCGCAGCUGAGGUCUGCCGUCACCGCAACAGCCACCGGUGUUUCUCCUUCUGCUUCUCUGAGGACAGUGCUGCCCUGGCUAUGGCCCUUGCCAGGGAGACAGGGGGUGAAGCUGCCUACGUCUCCUCUGACAACAGUAUGACAGUUGUGGUGUUGAAGUGCCUGAAGCAGGCUCUCAAGCCAGCAGCUGAGGGAGUCUCUCUGAGAUGGACCCUGCCCCACGGACUGGAGGUUGAGGUACUGGGGGACAGCCCUCAGUUCAUCUUUCAGGGUCAACACAGCCUACUCUAUGCCCAGAUCCGUGGAAGGACACAGGAAAUGACGGUGGCCAAGGGGGUCAUGACCUUGCAGUACAGCCUGAAUGGCCAGGAUGUCACUCACAGCCUUGAAUUUCCACUGUGCCCACAGGGAGAUGGUCGGCUUGCUGGGCAUCGUCUGGCUGCAAGACACUUGCUGAAGAGGUUGUUGCCAGAGGCUGUGAGUAGGUCAGGGGAUGAACUGAGGCAUCGCGCAGUGGAGAUCAGCCUCAAUUCCGGGAUCAUCUGCCCCUUUACGAGCUACGUGGGGGUUCGCACACCGCUGAGGGUCACCUGGUACCGAAGACCCCUGGCACUGCUGCCAUCCCACCAGUCACUCAUUCCCUGCCGAAUCGUUGAGCUUCGUGGCUCCAGUAAAGUCUCUUCGUGCUAUCCUGUGAGCAUCUGGGUCCCACCUGGCUGGCUGACAGCAGUGCGUGCCUCAUGGCUUGCCCUCUGUCAAGUCACCCAGGGCAUUGCUGCCCUGCCCCAGUUGGGGGCUUGCUCAAAAGCAUGUAAACCACCACCACCAUCUAUUUCUUCUCUCAAGUAUGUGGAUCCCAUGGAAUUUGUUUUGUGCUCAAUUAGUGGGCGAUGGUGCACUGAAGCCAUUGCUGAGUGCCAGGAGCUGGUGGCCCUGCAGAAUGCAGAUGGCUCCUGGGCCCUUACCUCAGGACUGGCCUCUGUGCUGGAAGUCGAUGAGGACGAACUCAAGAGAAAGAUGCCUGGUGAGGUCAUGGAGUCAAGUAUCUGGGCCACAAUGCUGGCUGUGACCUGGCUACACAGACAUGAUAAGUGUUACCAAGACGUCUGUGAGUUGCUGGAGGCCAAGGCUGUGACCUGGUUGUGCAGCCAAGCUGCGUCUCAGCUGGACAAGUGCCUGGAGGCAGCCAACACCCUCUUUGGGAGCAGCGUGAAGUCGAGUGUUUUCAGGCUCUGAGCUCAACACAUGCGUUGUGCUACAGAGCAGCACCAUCAGCAGAGCUACAAAGGGCGAGAAAAUAUAGCCUAAAUUCACCUACCGUGCUGGGAUACCACUAUUGCUACUAGCUGGGGUCUUA
This is a messenger RNA of Calidris pugnax (ruff), 2737 nucleotides long. RefSeq names its product von Willebrand factor A domain-containing protein 5A-like. Lineage: Eukaryota; Metazoa; Chordata; Aves; Charadriiformes; Scolopacidae. The transcript has 18 exons. The coding region runs from base 196 to 2616 and encodes 806 amino acids. The record is from RefSeq and is a predicted model, not a curated record.